Molecule: messenger RNA, 2547 nt
Organism: Eufriesea mexicana
Lineage: Eukaryota; Metazoa; Arthropoda; Insecta; Hymenoptera; Apidae
Exons: 4
Coding region: 964-2547 (527 amino acids)
Source: RefSeq, a predicted model, not a curated record
UUUCGUAAAUUUUAUCGCAUAAUAAGUAAACAUUAUUUUCUUUGACUAUUCAAAGGACGAAUUCUUACGUUCAUCACUCUAUUAUUUAAAAACCGCACUGCGUCUGAUGACAUCGAUCAGCGAACGUUCCGGGAAAUUUGAAUUUUCAAUCGAUAAAAUUCGAUUCCAUUAGCACAGCUGAUUAAGACAAAGCAAAAUAACAGCAAAAAAAGAAAGUAAAAAAAGAAAUGGCUCCAACCAAUAUACAUGACGAGGAGGAAAAUAUAUCAAAAUUAAUAUUCCGUCGAUGUGAAAAAUCGAUCAGGGGAUAGGACUAAAGUUGCAGAAUUUAUUUCUAUCGUAAAAAGAAAACAAAGCAGCGAUAAAGAAAAAGAAAAUAGAAAAGGAGACCGAAAUGUAUUGAGCCAACGAAUGUUUCCAAUUGAGAAAUAGAAGUAUCGAAGGCGAAAAGCAGCAGGUUGAAGUUAAGUGGGGAGAUAUUAAAAUGGGUCAAGAGUAUCUCCACGAUGACAGUGUACGUUGUUCGACUUAACGCUCGAUGCCUUCGUAAAGAGAUCCUCCUGCGAGCUUGUCGCGAGGAUCAUUAAGACCACGAUAUAUUACUGUCACAGUUUCACACAAUGUCAUUAACAAUGAGUUUCAAAUUCGUUCAAUUUAAAUUAAUUUCGAACGCAUGAUAUAUCGUGAUAUAUCAUACCACGGCCGAGGAAGAUCUACGAUAUAAUUUAAGAAAUAGAAAAAAGAAAUAAUAUUGUCAACGGAAUGGUCAUCUUAUCACAUUGAUGCCGAUUAACUAACGCACCGCUUACAAUUAGCUUGUCUAGUUUCUUGGAUAGUUAUUAGUUUAAAUCGCACGAUGCGAUACAUUAUAAGCAACGAUUAUCAACAUAAUCAGUUUACGUCCAAACAUUGUUAAAAGGUCAGAGGAGAUAUUUUUCUGUGAAGUUUAAGAAAAUUAUUUUCAUGGUGUACGGAUCACGCAAGAUUACGGAGUCUGCAACCACCACGGGGACGACUUGGCUAUACAACAUUACUACCCAAGGUGAGAUGAGCAGCAGCGGUGGGUUAGGAUUUGGCGUCGGUGUCGGUGUCGGCGUCGCCGGCGGUCCAACCCUCGCAUCCGCUCAACAAGGCCAAGGAGUAGCUGCUCUCCUAGUGAUGCUUGCUGUGCUCUGUUUUAUAUUCGCUUAUUGCUGCUGGGGUGCUCCGUUCUGCAGAUCUUUGUGUAGACGGCAUUGUUGCUGCCGACUCGAGGAUCCUGAACCAGAUUCACGGUUUAGUAAUAACGAUCAAACGAUGGUAGCAACGCCGACGAUUAUUCUCUUGCCACACGGUAGAAUGCUCGUUGUGGAUGGUGCAAUCUUCACUCAAUUUCAAACCGACCCGACUGGUUUAGAUUUGGUGGAACUAGGCGAUAGUGUACUACGCGCUCAAAGAAAUUCACGAAGCAUAAAUCGACAUCAGUUACAAAACAGUCAAGGUAGUAUACUUGAAAUGGAUGCGGAAACUCCAAGUAAAGAUAGCUUAGGAUCUAUUGGGUGUUUUCCACCACCGACUUAUGAAAGUAUCUAUGGAAAGGAAGAGUCGGACAUGCCACCAUCGUAUUCAGAUAUCUUAUUACACAGGUUUGCCAAUCUUCCUCAUGAAAUAGAUAUGCAUGGUUAUUGUCACGAUGAUAAAGAAGAAAUUGAAAUGCAAAGCCUAGACAGUUGUCCACAUAUAUUAAAUAAUCCAAUGAGUACAAUAGCAUAUCCUUAUGCUACAGUAACGAAUUUUUCAAGCCAAAGCUUUCCACGAAGAAACGUCUCAAGAAAUCCAUCGAUCAUUAGCAAUCCACUUGAUAGUUAUUACGUAGAUAAUGAAUUAGAAUUAUACCGAUUGAACCAAGAAAUGGUACCACGAGUAUUUAGCAAUGCAAACUUCGAAACUCUUAGUACUUAUCAAAAUGAAACUUCGUUUUAUAUUGCGAACGGAAAUGAAAGCGAGCGACAAAAUGAUACAUUAUUGAAUAAUGGAAAUUAUUGCGCGCCCAAUAAUAGUAUUCGAAAUAACGAAAGGAUACUUUCAAAUAGUACCGAUGAUGUAUCAAGGAAUGUAACAUCAGCGAAUGAGGUAAUGAAUACAAGAAAUCUGGUUCGGAGCAUGUCGAGAACUAGUCAAGAAAUAACAGAAUCCUGCAGAAAUAAUGCAGAAAAUUCACAGAGAGAUAAUCAAGAGACUGGUGUAGUUUUUGUUCGAUUACCUCGUUCUGAAGAUCGCAAUAACAGCCACGCUUCACAAAAUUGGUAUAACAACACAAGCGAAAACGAUAGAUCCAGAGUAAGUCAAGAAGAUCAAGCUAGUCUGAGAAAUAUACAUUCCACAAACAACGAGGUGGAUGAAACUAAUCACAACAUGGAAUCUAAUUCAAUAGGAUAUUAUAUUAGAAACCAAAGUACUGAUGAAGCUAUUGGUAGAUCACAUAGAUUGGAAAACGAAUCAGCUUAUUCUGAUGAAGAGACUAGAAAUUUUGGAGCAUUAGCAGACAUUCGUGAAAGUCGAGUAUAA